AUGACUAUUCAACUAAAUGCAAAUCUGAAUGCGCAAGCCCAGCGGUCCAUCGAUGGGAAAGAACCUGAAUUUAAUAUCUGGGAACUCGAAGAGCUCGAAGAAACAGUGGCAUCUAUUUCGUCAGCGCUAGCGAACGAAAAGCUUGCAAAACCAUCGCGUUUGAGUGGUCUAAAGAGAGCAUUUUCAAUUAAAUCCCCGGAAGAAAAGGCAGUUAUCAAACGACAGCGGGAAAUCAAUGAGGCUAAAGGCCUUCGGGCUGAGAUCCUCAAAGAAGAAGAUGGCAGAUGGCCAGACAAAGAAUGGCGAUCAAUAGUGAUUGCCUACCAAGAACAUAUCGGCAUGGCCCGGAGAAUAGCGGAGUUCCGUGCCAAAAAGCCCAUUCAGUAUCUUCACCUUCUUCGCGCCGGAUACUUCGAGCCCAUACCAGUGGCCUGGGCGAACAUGGCAUCCAAUCCGCUCAAAUUCAGCAUUGACGCAGCGGCUGGAUGGCGAGGAAUCACCCCCGCGUGGAGAGGAUACGAAGACACCGCCGAGGAGCGCCUGUACUGGGUGUUGAAUCACAGGAAGGAAGUACAGGGCCGCGUCUGA
Molecule: messenger RNA, 588 nt
Organism: Penicillium chermesinum
Lineage: Eukaryota; Fungi; Ascomycota; Eurotiomycetes; Eurotiales; Aspergillaceae
Exons: 1
Coding region: 1-588 (195 amino acids)
Source: RefSeq, a predicted model, not a curated record